This is a messenger RNA of Malurus melanocephalus (red-backed fairy wren), 418 nucleotides long. Its product is annotated as mediator of RNA polymerase II transcription subunit 29-like. NCBI's taxonomy places the organism in Eukaryota, Metazoa, Chordata, Aves, Passeriformes, Maluridae. The transcript is spliced from 3 exons. The coding region runs from base 41 to 409 and encodes 122 amino acids. Gene Ontology annotation, molecular function: transcription factor binding; transcription coregulator activity. The record is from RefSeq and is a predicted model, not a curated record. Gene Ontology annotation, cellular component: mediator complex. Gene Ontology annotation, biological process: regulation of transcription by RNA polymerase II.
CCCCCGUGUCCCCCUGACCCCCCCGUUCCCGCAGACUCUGAUGAAAGUGGCGGCUCAGAACCUGGUGCAGAACUCCAGCAUCGACACCGGCCAGAAGAGCACGGACGGGGCCCUGCAGCGCUUUGACAAGAGCCUGGAGGAGUUUUAUGCCCUGUGUGACCAACUGGAGCUGUGUCUGCGCUUGGCCCACGAGUGCCUCUSGCAGAGUUUCGACAGCGCCAAACACGCCCCGGCUUUGGUCCCCGCAGCACCCAAGGGUGAGGGGGGUCCCGGGGCUGAGACCCUGCCCUACACCCAGUACCUGCCCCUGAUCAAAGCCCAAAUCGCGGGGGCCAAGGACAUCCACAACGCCCUGCUGGAGGGCACCAAUAAAAUCACCGGGAAGCUGCCCCCGCCGGGGGGGCCCUAAGGGGUUUUU